Messenger RNA from Caenorhabditis remanei, 594 nucleotides. RefSeq lists its product as uncharacterized. The transcript is spliced from 4 exons. NCBI's taxonomy places the organism in Eukaryota, Metazoa, Nematoda, Chromadorea, Rhabditida, Rhabditidae. The coding region runs from base 1 to 594 and encodes 197 amino acids. The record is from RefSeq and is a predicted model, not a curated record.
AUGGUCUUCUUGGUGGAGGAUCCAGGGUCCAUGUACCCUGUGGAAGUGGUUGUGGCCACCGCCAGCCCACCCACCAACCACCAGCCAUCAUCAUCAUACUCAUACUACAACUACAACUUCAUCGACACCUACUACAACCACAACUUCAUCGACACCUACUACAACCACAACUUCAUCGACACCUACUACAACCACAACUUCAUCGACACCUACUACAACCACAACUUCAUCGACACCUACUACAACCACAACUUCAUCGACACCUACUACAACUACUACCCCCCACACACCAUACGCCACACCACAACCAUACGCUGCGCUCCACCGCACACCGAGUACAUAAUCACCGUCAACAUUCCCAAAACGUAUCCAUUCACUCCACCGAUUUUAGUCUGUAAGAAGGAUCCAAAGAUUAAAUUAAAGUUUUUGGAGAAAUCGCAAUGGAAACCGAGUAUUGGGAUAAGAGAAGUCCUAAUCGAGGCGUGUCACGUGAUCUCCCGUCGUGAUCUCUCCUCACGUCUUCCGGUUCUUCCACGUCUUCGUCCACCACUUCUGAAGCCAAGAGGAUCCAGAUCUCCACCGAAAAAACAGUGA